This is a messenger RNA of Sarcophilus harrisii (Tasmanian devil), 2049 nucleotides long. RefSeq names its product dehydrogenase/reductase 1 (gene DHRS1). The transcript is spliced from 9 exons. The record is from RefSeq and is a predicted model, not a curated record. Bases 127 to 960 code for a protein of 277 amino acids. Lineage: Eukaryota; Metazoa; Chordata; Mammalia; Dasyuromorphia; Dasyuridae.
GUCCCGGUUGAGCCUCGCCCCCGCAUGCUGCUUUCUGGGACUGGGGUUCGCCGUGUCCGGGAGCCCGGCUAAAGCCUCCGAGGCGCUUUCGGCUGUCCGGGCUUGAGGUGAACUUUCUCCUUUACCAUGUUAGGCCCCCUGCAGGGCCAAGUGUGCGUGGUCACAGGAGCCUCCAGGGGCAUCGGCCGGGGCAUUGCCUUGCAGCUCUGCGAGGCGGGAGCCACUGUCUACAUCACCGGCCGAAAUCAGGACACCCUGCAGGCUGCCGCUCAGGAGGCACAGUCCCGAGGGGGUCGAUGCCUGCCUGUGGUUUGUGACUCAAGUCAGGAAGAUGAAGUUCGGAGCCUGUUUGAAAGGGUGGAUAGAGAACAAAAUGGGAGAUUGGAUGUACUGGUCAACAAUGCUUAUGCUGGGGUCAAGGCCCUCAUUUCCCAUAUGAAGAAACCAUUCUGGGAGUGCCCAGCCUCUAUAUGGGAUGACAUCAAUAAUGUGGGACUCCGAGGCCACUAUUUGUGCUCAGUCUAUGGAGCCCGCCUAAUGGUGCCUGCAGGACGAGGGCUUAUCGUGGUCAUCUCCUCGCUCGGUGGGCUGCAGUAUUUCUUCAAUGUAGCCUACGGUGUGGGCAAAGCAGCGUGUGAUAGGUUGGCCACGGAUUGUGCCCAGGAACUACGACGUCACGGUAUUGCCUAUGUGUCUCUCUGGCCUGGGAUGGUGAAGACAGAGCUAGUGAUGGAACACCUGAACAAUGAAGAGGAUCCGGAUCCCAUAGCCCGUAAGCUGAAAGAACGUCUUCCAAGUGGGGAAACCCCAGAGCUGAGUGGCAAAUGUGUGGUGGCCCUGGCAACAGAUCCUAACAUCCUGCAAUUGAGUGGUCGGGUUCUUCCAUCCUGUGAUCUAGCUAAAAAAUAUGGAUUUAAAGAUGUGGAUGGACCAGUCCCAGUGCUUCAUCUUAUCUGCUAGCCCAAAAGGAUCCUAUUUUUGAAGACUUGGUUCUUAAAAAAUGCUAUUGCCAUAUCGGCUGAUGACUGCCUGCUAAGAGACAGACAUACAUAAUUGCACUUCUACAGCCAUUAAUCUAAUAUCAAGAUACUCUGAUGAAUGAGGUUCCUGCAAAGUUCUCCCACUGGGCCAAGAUAUGGGCUGCAGGAUUGGAAUGGGAAAAGGCAGUUGAUAUUUAUUCAGGAUAUGAUAUUGCAGUGUCAGCAGCCAACAUCAGAGCUCUUGGAGAACGUGUCAUUUUUCGUUAUCCUCCCACCACCCCCUUGUUUUAUUGCUAGAUUUUCUGAAUGUCUGAGCUUGACUCUUAAAUCAUAAAGCAACUGGUCUUGAUGAGUGCUAGAAUGGACUUUUGGACCAUGAACUCUGUGCCUAUUCCUGAUUGCUAGAGUUGGAUGUCUAUGAUGACUUGGCACUACACUGAGAAGGGGAUAGACUCUCCAGCUCAACCGUUUUUAGGAUCCUGCCUUGAGACUUGCCUGAAAAGAAUGGAUUAUUUUUAGAAAUAGUCCCAGGCUACCCUUUCCAGCCUUUCCUUACUUGGUCCCCUAUAAGGAAUUACCCAACAUUCUGCCCCCCUGAAAAGGCUCUAUACAUCUAGGAGAGGGUUCAGGUCUUGCUUAAUGGGCAGAUCUCCUUUCCUCUGAGAUGAUCACUAGAUGAUUCUUUCUUACAAAGGACCAAGGAGUCCUUUCUAGCAAGGAGUAGAAUUGUUGGGAAGCACUUUGCUUUCCUUUCUAAUGACAUGGAGAAGGAAAAUUCAACAAAAGAGAGAGGAUCCCUUAGCUGAUUUAGCAUUGCCUGGGCUUAGUUUUUAAGCUAAAGAUCAAGUUAGUGGCAGUAAUGCCACCUGGUGGUUAAAGUUAUAUUGCUAAUAAAAGUAUGUAUUUUUAUGUAAUGAUCUGUAAUGAUUUAUUGUCACUUUCUUCACCUAUAAACUAUCUGUAUACUUUGACUACUGUUCAAGUGGAAUCUUGGUAUUUAUUUUAUUUGUUUGGUUCAAUGGACAGAAUGCCAUAUUUGGAGUCUGGAAGACCUGACUUCAAAUCUGGU